Molecule: messenger RNA, 13066 nt
Organism: Amoebophrya sp. A25
Lineage: Eukaryota; Dinophyceae; Syndiniales; Amoebophryaceae
Source: the annotation of a GenBank genome assembly
AGAACAUCGAGAGGAUGGUGGAUCACACGGGAUCCUAGUGGACAAGAGAAAUAGUUGUGCGACCACGACGAGUAAUAGAAGUUGUGCUCCUCACACGAAUUAUUGUCCCAGUAGUUGUGCCACCACUGCUCGUGUUAAUCUAGGCCUUCCUAAUAGCAAUAGGAAUGCUCGCUCAGCAUCGGGGUCUAGUUUCGUGCGGAUGACAGAUGAACGAGGACCUCAAUCGAAGACCACGGAAGCGUAUCGGCGCUAUUUAGAAACUGCCGACUUCUUACAAGAAGGGCUAUACGGAAUGCCACCACUCGCGGCACAAGAAAGGUACUGACUUGCUUCUUUUGGUGACUUUUAUUUCUCAACAGGACGGAGGUUGAGAGUAAGUAAUUGUAUUCACGAGGACUAAGUGCUGUCAUUAGGGCAUGUCUUCAUGUUGGACUAGAUAUUUAUAGGGAUGAUUUCGAAUUUUCACAGUGAGAACACUAGCCAGACGGUGAUUGUCGCAAGAGAGUUCAACUUGAUGAACUUAUUUUCACUUUUUUCUUGGAUUUAAAGAUCAAGGGGUUUUUGGCACAACUCUCUAUACAUACAUUUAUAUUUUGAAUCCAAUUUAACUACUACAGCACGUCCGACGGUUAUUGGCUUGGAACGGCGGCGCCUCUCUAUUCGCAUGCUCAAAUGGUAUUCUUCUAGUUUCACGAUUUUGCUUGCAGUAGAAUCCUAACGAGCCUCUUUUUAUUUAUACAGUUUUUUCUCUUGUAACUAAAUCUGUUUCGAACAUAAUCCACAGAUUGGAGCCAUGGGUUUUUCAGAGCACGUGUUGCCGCCACCGCCACCCCCACCAGGCAAGGGCUUUCAUUUGCCGGCCCCGCCCGGCAUCGUGGUAUAUAGAUUUUUUUAUGGUUCUUUCGAAAGUUUGCUUUCUUACUGCCAUCUUUUGUUCAGAAUACGAAGUUAUCCAAACCUAGUCGAGUGAUCCUAUCUUGUUCCAACCUUUUUGUUUUUGUAGAUGCUGUCCAUAAAGAAGACAGUUUGUCAAACCACGUCAUUCACCGCAAAAGAUCUUCACUUGCUCCAUCCAAAACUUUUCAGCCUGGAUCUGCGGCGUCGUCUCUGGAGGCGAUCUUAGGGCAAUCAGUGACGCAUCGGGUAGCGAAGCCGCCACCUCCUCCUCCAGGCUUGGCGGUUGCAGGACAGCCACCAAAUCCCAAAGCGCGUACUAAUUUCAUUUGAUUGUUUGGGAAGAUUUUGGUGAAGUUAAAGAGAUUGUGAAUGUGAUAGAGCCUGUUUCCAAUGAUCCCUAUGAAAUUUUCUCUUCCUUGAUCCUAACAGCAUUUGUUCCGCAAGCGACUGCUCGGAUUCCUCCGCAAAUGUACGAAAAUGGUCCACCCGAACGCACCAAAGGGAGCAGAAAUGAGUGGCCAAGAGAUCCUGCCUAUAGGCCGCGUGAUGCGCAUUCUAUUAAAGGGAAGGAUCAUCCGCAUGCAGGUAUAAAAAUUAUAUCGUGUCGUGAAGAUAUAAUGAUGACAGUCUUUCCUAAUCUAACCUAACCUGCUGUGGAGGACGCGUAACCUAACCUGCUAACCUAGCCUCUUUUACUAGAUCUAGCAUUCUGUACAAUACGCCACCUUCAUCUACAAUCAUACUGUAUAAGAAACCUUAAUCCCCUGACACCUUAACACUUUCACACCUUAACACUUUCACACCUUAACACUUUCACACCUUAACACUUUCACACCUUAACACUUUCACACCUUAACACUUUCACACCUUAACACUUUCACACCUUAACACUUUCACACCUUAACACUUUCACACCUUAACACUUUCACACCUUAACACUUUCUUGUAAGGAUCGUCUUCUUGUGUCGUCGAAGAUGUGAGACGUGCUGGAAAGCCGGGAAAAAACAAAGGCGCCUGGGAUCCCUAUCCUCUUCCUCUUUGGGGAACUGGGAAACCGGCUGGCCGGCGUAAAAUUUCUCUGAGAUUCCUGAUGACGAGUUUUUUCAACUCUAUACUACAAGAACUGCGACAUUACUACAAUUUUUAUUGAUCAACUCUAUACUACAAUUUUUAUUGAUCAUGUCCACCUUUGAUAUGUCCACCUUUGAUCAUGUCCACCUUUGAUACUGGCUACUUUAGGUAGAUGAAGAUGGUCUUUGGUCUUGGUGUGAUCUUCAUUUAGGUCCUCUGUUCUUUUGUACUUCUAGUACUCUACUAAAACUAGUUUCUACUACAGUUUAUUGAAGAUAGUACUGUUGUACCAUCUUCAAUAAACACUUGAUUGAUGCUCUUGAAUUAUGAACCCCAGAUCAUCAGAAGCAACCGACGCCCACAGAGGCAUACGAUUUGGGCAUGGAGAGGACGAUGGAUGGGGGAAAGAUGGACCCGAGAAAGUAUACUCAUACUGAAUCUGAAGAAGAUUUAGUAGAACACAAGCAUAUACUAGAUGAAGUUGAUAAUGAACAUGCUGUUGAACAAGAAGAACAAGUUAAAAUUGAUAAUGAACAUGCUGUUGAACAAGAACAACAAGUAGAACAAGUCUUAGUUGAGCAACGAGUUGCUUCUGAUAGAACUGACGAAGAUCAUCAUGCUGUACAAGUUCCGAGGACACCUUCUCCGGUUCUGAAUCGAGCCGAGCCACAGUCUCCUUUACACGGGGAAAGCAGCAAGAGGACUACAAAAGAUGCUGAGACUCUCCUUGCUUCUUCAUCAACUACUUGUAGUAGCACCACUAGUAAUUCCUGUGGAGGUCGUGGUAGCACAACUCCAACUGAAAAGAGAGAAAGGUCAGAACCAUACGGCCUAACUUCUGACUUGCAAGAAGAAGAAAAAGAAGAAGAUCAUGAUCAUGUUUGUGGCUCUCCUAUCUCGUCGCCGGUUCUAUUAAGUCCGUUGGCUGAGCCCACGGAUGGUGCUAAUAUCACCUCAAAGAUGCUGACAAAAAGGAAGUCAUCUUUUACUAGUACGUCAACUACAGGAGAAGGAGUACAUGAACAAGACGGCAUAGAACCAGCAGCAUUGACUACCGCUGCGAUGGAGAUGAGCGCCAAUAACGCUGGGACAGACACAGACUCAGAACUCACUACUAGCUCCGAGCAUUCGUCGGUGGACGAUCUGCUACCCUUUAGAAGGCGGCCUGCAGCAGAUUGGACUCCUAAAGGGUCUCUUGUGGAUCCAAAAAACAAGUUCGGCCAUAUGAAGACUUUCGUUGAGGAUCAACAGCAAGUUGGAGGUGGAGCGACCGCGACAGGUCGGAACCCCCGCAACGGGGCUACAACAUCGAGAAGAUCUUCGAAAACGGCUUCCACAAUAAGGACUACUCUUGUUGUUCCGGCAACGGUGGCGUUGAGUACACCAGAUCUGGAGACAUGUGCUGGCACGACAAAGAUGGAACAUCAAUGCGAGCCUCUUCUAGGAGGUAGCCCAGCCUUACAAGAAAAGACUUACUGCUCAGAAGACAGGACUACUUCUACUUUUUCCCCUUCAAUGUCAAAGGCGGUAGGCGUACCAACACCAAGUACAACAUCACACUCAGCAUCCUCAUCCGAAGACUCGUCGUCGUGUAAGACGUCGAAACAUCAACAUAGUUUAUUUGGUGAGGCAUCUUCAUUGAAGGCGAAGUCGAAAUCGAAAGCGGUUGCAUCAUCAUCAAUUGAAGCGCGUAGUAAAGAAUCGCAGGACUCAACGCUUGUUUUGGCGACAACUUCGAAAUCUACUGGAGAAGUCGUGCCAACAUACACGUGCCAACAUACACGGAUGCGAGGUGGAAGCUCGCGGUCCAGACCGCUACAAGAUGGUCCAGACCGCUACAAUUUGGGCCGUCUUCAGCAGGUUGACGAACGGGACGAAUACGAUAUGAGUACUAGUGAAAAUGAAAAAAACGACAACAAACUUAACGACGACAAGUAUCAGACAGGAGGAGACGUAAAACAUGAUGACGUGGAGGACAACCAGAAGGAUAACCAGAAGGCGAACGAUAUUGCCUGUACUACUGGUGAUAUUAGAAAUAAAGAUGAACCAAAGAGACAGCCUCAGUCAAGCAAAAAUGAAGACGAGUCUCUUCGCGGUGAAGUAGACGCUGUGACCACACUCGACGAAGCGAAAUCAUCUGAGAAUAUAGCAGCUUGUGCUCAUGAAGAACCUGAAAGGAAGGAGAAGAGUGGCAGCAAUAAAGCUGCUAGCAGUAGUGCCACAUCAAACGCCGCGUCGACGUCGACAUCAAAUAAGAAGAGUUCUGAUCAUGUUGAGGAAAGCACUUGUAGCACGAAUGUGACUUCUGCCUCUCCACCUUCUACUUGGAGUACGACAACUUCUACCUUGACGUCUUCUCCACAGGGGAUACCUUGGCGGGCCGCUGCCAUUCAGCCGAUCAGCCGAGCAGCAGGAGAGCAUAACUUCAGCACGACUCUUCUACCACCACAUCAGAGUCAUCAUCAACACUCGACAAAAGGAAAACGCAGCGUGUCAUGGGGAGCCAAGGGCAGUGGAAAACACCAGGAUCACCGCGAUCAUAUUUUUAACAAAGGAAAGAUGUCAAGCGCGAGCGGAGGCGGCAACCAGAACAAAGGACAACGAGGACAUCUUCCAGGAAGUUCAAGUUGUACAUCAAAGAACUCUUCUACUAAUGUUGACGAUCGUAUCAACAAAGGGGGAGGUGGAUGUGGUGGAGGUCCUUUCCGAAGAAACCUCCAGCAGGGCAAGGAUCUGCGUUCCUAUGGGAGCAAGGACCUUCAGCUGCGCCCUGACGUCGAUCGACGAAGUGCGUUGCUGGAGCAUGAGAUGACUGGUGAUUUUCCGUUGCGGCGGCGAAAAGCUAAAAACGACGGGCGGUUCUCGUCUUCUUCGGGGACUAGCAGCUUCGAUGAACGCGGUCGUCCAGGACAUCAUCAGGCACAGCAUCAACAUCUUCAAGUAGAAGAUCAUCAAAUAGAACAUGAACAUGGGCACCAACACCAUGAGGUACAGCCCGAUCAUCUUCGCAGGGAUGAUCAACAUCAGCAGAUUUUUGAUUCCCCUGGUCCUCGACAACUGUCCGCAGCCGAGCUACCGCUGCCGGGCGCCUCGCCUUUACAGUUCUGGCUCUCGUACAACACGCGCGACGCGUCAGACUGCGGGAGCACCUUCGGCUUGCCGUGUGUCACGCGAGAGGACGAUGAUGACGUUCACUGUUACAACUUGAAUCCGUUUACCUGCGGGGACGCUGGGAGCUUGCUUUCAUCUUCAUCGUGUCACCACGCUUCUCAUGGAGUGAGCAGCAUUGCUGCUUCGCCAGAUGCAUCGUCUACGACUACGAUGUCGAGCUCUUCUAGGUGCGGUGUAAACGUGCAUCAUCAACGCUCCACAACAACAUCUGCUGGUGGAGAUGACGAAUUGUUCUUCUCCUCGAGGAGAACGGGCUUAACUCCGAGUCACACCAACUCCUGGCAGCAGCACAAUGGUCCUAAUUUAAGGGUAGUUAGAAGUUGGCGACCUCUUUAGAGGCAUCUCUAUGCUUUCUUCAAGUAGGAAAGCCAUAGAUAUGCGAGCUAGAGCGGUCAACUUUCAACCCCUAAGUAAUGGCUCAGCGGGAGCAACGCACAGUACCACUAACAGUAAAAAUUGUGGUUCAUCUGCAUCGUCUCUUCAAUAUCGCGACUCUACUUUUGGGGACCUUUGCACCAAGAAUGGUGCGUGCUCCUCGCAGAACACGCCGUUCCGAGGGACACCUGCAGGAGCUGCGUUUCGCACGCCGCAGGCAACGAAAGUGGGCCUGAAAUACGGAAACACGGCGCCGCGUUUGCAGAGCAGCGGCGCAGCCUCUAGUCGAGCAAACUCUUCGGCGGGAGGCAAGGUGGGCCAUUUGCGCGGUGGCGGUGGCCGUUCGUCGUGUGCAACACCGGGAAACAAGAGCGGGUCGUGCUACGGUGGGAAGAGCGAAGGCACGACGCGCGUGCCGGAAAGCACCACAGUAGGCAAGAGCUUCACCUGUUCGGACAUCCUGUCUAGCCGCGAGACCUUCACGGAUGCCGCAUACAACGACUGCGAUCCGGCCACCCCGGCCGUAUUUCGCGACGUUGAGACUCCGGCGGGUCGGGGCAACAACAAUGGCGAACCAGUGUGGCUAAAGCCGACCCACCACCACAAUGCAAGUUCUUCAGGUGUGGACAGCGCCUUAUUUUUAAGGCUUACUGUAAUUCAUCUUCGGAUGCAUCUUUGGCGCCUUUUGUAAGGAGAAGGCACGCGAAAGAUGCUUGUCCAGAUGAAUUAGUGUGAGCUCUAAUUUUUGGACUCGGAGGGGCAUCUUCUUCGUCAACGUUGUUUGGAGGAGCAGGCGCUAUGGGAGCGUCCACAUCCUGGGCUCGAUCGGCCGCGAGUGCAGUUUUUACCCCACAGCGUUUCGCGCCUCAACAUCUAAGAGUGAACCAUGCAGCUUCUGGAGGGGUUGGGGGAGCAUCGUCUUCUUCGUCUCGAACGGGGGUACGGGACGUGGCCGAAAGUGGAGGAAUGAUGGGUGUUCCGCCCCCUCCUGGGUUCGAGACACAGAUGAGCACUGGUGGUGGCUUUUUUUCGGGAGAUCUGGAUGCUUUCGCCGGCAUGUGCAAUUUGAAAGGUGCCGCAACCCCAGGCAGCUGCAGCAGUUAUUUUGGUGGCGGCGCUCAUUCUCUCUUUGGAAAUUCCUCCGCAACACCGUACAUGCCUUACACUGCGGAGGAGCUGUUUGCUGCCCCAGGCGAUGAUGCGACUGCACUGCAGCCACAAGGCAGACUGCAGGACGGGCAAUUCGCGCCGUCCACGUCGCGGACUAGUGAUCACCGUGAUUGCACUGGUGGCGGACUCUCGGUGAAUCACUAUCUGCAAGGACUUUUCCAUAACUACUACUUGCAAGAGGAGAAUAGCGCAAAUAAUAAUGAGUCUUCAUCUUCAUCUUCUUCCACAACUACUUCGAAGAUGAUACUGGAGGAACCGGAGCCCUUUCCCCCGUUGUCUACUGCCAUAUCUACUUUGGCCGGAAAAUCGGGAGGAUCCGGGAAAGGUUCAAUACCUGACUACUUGGCGAGCGGGACUGGAGGGCGCGACUCAACUUCGCUUGGUGAAUACGAAGCUGCAGCGAGGGAACUCUUCGGAUCGUGGUCUCGAGAAGAUGCUACCGCGAAUUCCGGUAACAACCCGCUCCUUCGCACUACUCUUCGCGCCACUCAUCUUCUGUUGAAGAAAAAGGAGGAGAAAACGAACGACACUGAGCAGAAAGAAAGUGUCCUCUUUCAUCGGAAGAAGGAGGAGGAGGAACUUCUGCAAAGGGAGACAGCUUCUACAUCUUCAUGUUCAACAGGGAUGAUGGUAAAGUCGGAAGAACAAGGACGACUUGAUGUCCACUCCUCUCCUGGUGAGUCUCAUGCUCCUCCUUCUACGAAGAGUUGUCCUGGACAGGAUACGUCUACUCUUGCUGAUCGCAGGACGAGCGAAACCGUGCAGCAGCUGGAUACGUAUAAUACUUCGGGUGCAAGAACAGGAGCAACAUCAAUGUGGGAGGCGCCAACAUCAUCAACAUCGGGUUAUUACGAAGAUGCCGAGCAUCCUCAUGAUAGCAGCAAAGGGACACUGUCCACCGCCGUAGGUGCUAUGCUAGACUGCCGACAGCCAGAACAGCAGCUUGCCCGAUGGGGGAAAGACAGAACAGACAGAACCGCGGGGGCCACAUUCGCGGCUUGGUUGAGUGAUCCGUCUAAUUGUUCCAGUUCUUGGGAUUGGUGGAGGAAUCUCGGAAAGGGAGACAGCGGGAAAACGUGCGGAUUUGGAGAAGCUCCAUCUUGCACUUCAGUAGGACAAGGCCGCGUUGGAGGAAGAGGUCCUGAAAGUGGAGGGUUCUUGCGCGCGCCUCCCGGACUCGACCUACCAGAGGGAGAAGGCGAACAGCACACCACGCCCAUGAGGAGUAGCAGCAGUAAGCAACGCUCUUCCAUCAUGAAAAAAGGGAAAGCUGGUGCUGCGUCUCAGGCGAAGGACAUGUUGAAAGGCAGAGAACGAGAAGAAGACGCGGCGCUUUGCAAGCGAACAGAUGCCGAGAAAGGUGCUCCGCGUGCAGGGUCUUGCAAACGAGCAGAUGCCGUCGGUCGUCGAUCAGGCAAAGAUCAUAUUAAUGUUACUAGUCCUCAUGUACUUGGUGCUCCUUCAUCUACUUGGGCAUCUUCUCCCUCGAUUGAAGUACUAGAACAGGAAAGUAACAAGUCUAGUACUCGGCGGCGGGCGCACACAGCUGAAAUAAUUGAGGACAUGAAUAUGUCAGCAGCAGCGGUGAAUCAUCGAAGUGUCAGCUCCGCUCCGGGUGAAGCCGUUACGGUAAUUCCCUUGCGCAGCGAGUCUGACAUCGAAAAAGUAGAAGAGGAUCCGAGCAGCUGCAUUGUCGAUAGUAUUGAUGAUGUCGACCACCAACAGGAUCACGAUCAUUCGCCAACGCCGAACGCAGCUCGUGCUGUAGUUGGGGAGAAGAAAAAGAACUCAACAAGUUGUGAAAAGCAACAACGUGGUCCAUCCAUAGAUCAGCGAGAGAAAAACACCAGCAUCAAGACUUCUCGAAACACCAGUUUGAACACCUCCAAGGGAGGUCGUAAAAGUGGUGCGCACGACGGAGGACGUCGCGAAGAAUCAUCGUUAACAAGUCCUCGUGCGGUGGAAGGCAAGAGGAACAAGGCUGCUUCUAGUUACCUAAAUGCCACUGGAGAUCUAAUCUCGCUCGGAGUGUAUCGUCAGCGAGGCUUUUUCGGAAGGUGCACGGUGCCGAGUACCCGAGAGCAGGAAGAGGAAGCUACGGAAGCGUUAUACCUAGCGCAGCGCGGCAUAGCCGUACCAGCGCCAGCUACGCCGUUUGCCACGACUGUGCAACAGUUGAGGGGGAAAAACAAGAACAAAGGUAAUCGGGGAGGCCGAGGAGAGAACCUUGGCUUGAGCAGUGGUCCAUUCUUCGCCAACUCUGCGGUUGGUGGAGACGAUAAUCUGCCCACGACCGACGAGCUGUGCAUGUUCCUGCCUUGCGCGUCGCCGAAGUUUUCCCCAUCUUCAGAGGGGCCUUCAAAGCGAGAUCCAGUAGGGAGCAAGUUGCAAGUGCAAGAGGAUCAUCAACGUAUUAAACACGCAGGAGAAGUUGUAGUUCCCUCUGGUCCCGUGUUAGGGAGCAAAAAAGAGCACACAACUUCCGUAGUAACUGGUGCCUUAGAGGAGCAGCCCCACUUGACUCUUCGUGGGUCUCGUAAGCAGGGUUUAGUGCGUACGACAUCUGACAACUACCCUCAACACUUGGCUUCGCCUACAACUCAUAAGAACAAUUAUGAGUUGGCACUUCUGGUUCCCGUGGAGAAGAAAAGGAGUCGCGCGCACAGUGUCGUCGAUGAGGAUGACGGUAAUCUGCGAGGCGAGGAAUUCCGCGAGCCCUAUGAUUGUUCUGUCUCGUCUUCGUUUUUUCUGCUGAAUAGCCUGGCAACAACAUCACAGAGCAGCAGUGUCGCCUGUGCUGCUGGAGUGUCAUGCAUUGCCGGGAGUACGGGUAAGGAGGCGGUCCCCGGAACCGCGAAGUCGACCGCGGGAUUCCGGAUGAAAGCGGGAGCGAGCUGCAGCGCCGGCUUCGGUGGAGGGGCUUGCUCCUCCAGUACAACUACGACUGCUUCCUCGACGACCAAAUCAUGGGAACAGUCCUCAUCUACUACCACUGUAGUCAGUGGGAAUAGAGACGAGGACCAACAGCCAGCUCUUUGUUGGAUGAAAGAGCCGCCCUCUAGUGCUAGUGGUGGCAGUAAAGCAACUUCUAGUACGAAGAUGAAUCACAACAUCAGUGCUGUCAACUACGGAGGUGGGCCUCAAGUACUAAGCAAUAGGGCAGGAGGAUCGAAGAGCAAGCCGCGGUCUCUCUCUGGAAACGACCUGGGAGAAAAAACGUAACUAUUCUUUAGCUCGAGAAGAUGAAGAAGAACCUUCGUCAGAGAUCGUCGUCCGCGAAAGAUCAACAGGAUGAAUAACCUCGACACGCUGCGCGUGAGAGGGGGAAAGCAUACUCCAAAGAGAGUGUCCUCCGCUCGAAAAGCAUGUCGGACACGACGAUUCGAAUCAUCUACUGAAAACGAAUUCAUAUUGAAAAAUCAGAAAGAAGAGGACGGACAUCACCUGGCAAUUUACAAAUUCUGCGAAACUUUGUGUCACUGACCAGAGUCGACAGAAAAACCAUCAGCAUGAGAACAAAGCUGGAUGAAAAUCGUCUACAACUCCUCGUCCGAAGACCACUUUUCUUACCAUACUUACAUAGUUGAAUUUUUAUCAAACAAAUUGAAAGUCAUUUAUAAAUAUUGAUGCAUGCCGAUGAACGAAGAUGCAUCAUCAUCAAAUAGACUGUCUACACGUUCUCAGGUCUACACCGCCACAUUUGCUGUAUAACAAAGCGCAUGCGAAUGACAAGCGAACACCUGGGGACUUACUUUCGCCUGUCGCUACUAGUAUUAUGUCACCCUUAAUACCAAGUCCCGAUUUGGCGCACCACCAGCUUCAUGCCUCUGGGAAAGCAGGUCAACAAUAUGCGUCGCAACAAGUAGUUGCGACUCCAGUGGAGGUACCUAGUAACGGGAAUCCUACCUCUCAGCAAUACCAUGCUCCGGUGCUGUCACUAUCUUCAUCCGCAGGAGGAGAACAAAUAAAAGGUGGUGCGCCAGCACCUGCCGUGGAUAUUAGUCAUUGUAGUGCUGAAGAUGCAGGCGGCGCAGCUGCUAGUGGAGGCGGCGGAUGUGGUGUUACCACUGCACGUGGUGGCGCCUAUGGUACUGCAGCAGCACGCGGUGUUGAGACUGGCUACCCCACAGGAAAAGGCGGACCUGCAUCAUCGAAAGGCCCCAUAAAAGGUGACGUUCCACCAAUUACGGAAGGCUACAGUUCCGCUUCUGGUUCUAACGCUGCUGCUCGGAGAAGCACGACAUCAUCGUGCUCGAACACGGGAGGUUCUUACAGCUAUGGCGCUAGUGCUGCCAGGUCCUCCUCGGGAUUUGCUUCAGCCUCUGCUACAACAACUAGUGGUUUUGUCCCAGGUGGGACCACCAGCAAGAUGCGACUUAACGGCGCGCCGGGAACGAGCAGCGCGCACUCUCAGAAAUCAGAGGGAGUUCGACCACGUAGUUCGAUUAUUUCCGGGCUGCUACCACAGCGUUGGCAGUCGUGGAUGUUUGGGCAGGAGGAAGUUGAAGAUGCCACUAGAGGCCACAAAUCCCAGAGUAUCAUCACAACUACUGUGAGCGCGGCACGCAGCGGUGACGUCGAUGACGAAAGAAAUUUUGACGGUGUUGACGACCCUCAACAUCAACUACUGCCAAAGGCAACAUCUCGUACUUCCGUAUUGGCUCCUUUCGAAGCUGCAAGUCUGGGCCAGCACAGUCGUGAGGAUCUCAACCACGUGUCGGAAAACGGAGGCCAAGCAGAUCUAGUCAUAAAGGAGUCCCAGCAAUCUUCAUCCGCGUGUUCCUCGGAAAAUAGUUGUGCCACUAGAGUUGCGCCUGAAGACUUGCCGAAAGGUGUGCACUACGCAACAGCCUAUACGCAAAACCGCAACUAUAGCGGAUUCCAGCCCCGGGAAGAACCAACUGUCUUGCAGGAUACCUUGCGCUAUUGCCCAAGGCGCCUCGCGACAAUCGAGAACGACACAAAAUGGGCAAGGGACUCAAAAGUCACUACGGUAUAUCCUAUUUCUUUGAUCUUGCUCUCCAAUAAACUUAAGCAUGAAAUAAACGUUGAUGAUGCAAUUCGAGUUUGUCUUCCAAUAAGUAAAUAUAUUUAUAAACUUAAGCUCUCCAAUAUAUAAACUUAACUCGAGUUUGCUCUCCAAUAUAUAAACUUAAGCUUCAACAACAUCAACAUCUUCAGCACUCGAUUGUCUUCCAAUAAGUGCUGAAGAUGUUGAUGUUGUUGAAGCUUCUACGGUUGUUAUCUUGAAAAGAAAUUUCAUGUCUGUAUCUACACUUUCUGAUAUCCAGGUAAUGAUCCGCAAUAUCCCCAACCGGUAUACGACGGAGGACGUGCUGCAGGAAAUAGACGGACGCGGGUUUUACAAGAACUACAACUACUUUUAUUUGCCUAUUGAUUUCGGGAAUAAGGUGAACAUGGGCUAUGCUUUCUUAAAUUUUCUAGCCCCAAAGCACGUCGAGCGGUUUGCCAGGGAAUUCCACGAUACAAAACUGCCCAAAUACGCUACCUCCAAAAUCCUAGAAAUCUGCGCAGCAGGAAAACAGGUACUACUUAUUAGAGCUAUGAAGUGGGUUACGGUUUUUUGAGUUUUACUCUCCAAGGGUAACAAGGCUCUUAGUAGAUUUCGUGCAUCACUGUACAUCCUCCUUAAGCUUCUCCUUAAGAUGACCUCCUUAACCUCGAGAUGACCUCCUUAACCUCGACCUAGUAGUGUCAUCUUCCAUCCACGACCACCAUCAACAAGCUGCAAUUAUUUACAACUACAACAGUAAAACAAGCGGUUAGUUUUCACCUCCACACUCUUAGACUUAGGCUUAUCCCAUCAAAAAUUCAAAAUCUUCAAUAGGGCUUGGAGGAGAAUGUCGCGCGGUUCUUACGUCGAGAUACAAACCGGAUUCAAAACCCGUUUUUUUUGCCGCUUGUUUUUGGCUGGUCGAGUAAGAGUGAAUGGCAGGCUUAUCCUCUUACGCGCGAAAAUUUGAUCAAAAUUACAACAAGGGCGAAAGAGGUCGCAAGGGAGCUUACAAAAAAACGAGCAGCCGCAGCUUCUACUGGAGGUAAGUCUUAAUGUCUAUUUCUGAAUAGGAAAUUAAUAUUUGGGAGGAGCGCCCCUUCUAAGGAGCUCCUUUUAUAUUAGAUGACUUUACAACAGUACAACACUUACCGCACCUACUAGAGGUAGACUCUCGUGAUUAAAUGACUUUAGUACACUGUACAACACGUAUUAACUCACCUGAGACACAGACAUGACAUCUUUGGUUUGACACAUCUUUGGUUUUAUAUAUAGAUACUAUCAACAUGAUCCUCGUUGUGUCUCUUUCUUUUUUCAGGUCAGGACGAGAUGCCACAAGCAAAAAACGACAGAGAGAGCAAAAAAUGA